UCGGAAGCUGUGAAUCGGAUGCCAACUUCAGCGUCGUUUGUGUUCUUCCAUCCAGGAACGACCAGAGGUAGCAGCUUCUCCGUGGAGUACGGCCAAACGGAGAAAAGACAAACGGCGAAGAAAUUUGGAUCUUCAAACUAGAUGAUCACUGAAUCCGUCCUGGUUCAACUUAAAGGAUUGACGACAGUUUAAAGACAAUUGUUUGCAAACAAACCGAACCUGUUCGAGCUUUUGAGGCGCACGAAGACAGAAAAGGAUAAACCUCAAGAUCUAGGCAUGUCUCGCAGAAGAAGCCGCAGCCCAUCACCAGGGCGAUAUUCACGCACCUGCAGCAGUAACGAUCCAAGGGAUUUGGAGAGAAGGAUUUUUGUUGGGAAUUUGCCAACUUCUGACAUGACAAACAAGGAUUUGGAAGAUCUUUUCUCUCCAUACGGGAAGAUAGUCGGCGUGUCCUUGUUUCGAGGUUAUGGAUUUGUUCAAUUUGAGCGCCUUGAGGAGGCUGAAGCUGCGAGAGCAGCUCAAAAGGGCCGAAUAUAUAAAGGGUACAAACUAGAUGUAAAUAUGGCCGUGGAGCGACGACAAGCUAAACCUCUAUCCCAGCAGAGCCCUCCUCGAAGGCCCAUAUAUGGCAAGGAGGGCCGGCCUCGCUCACGUUCACCUAUUUAUGGCCGUGACGCAAGAGAACCUCGGGAGAGCCGUGAGGGAAGAGACUCUGCUAGGGAACCCCGGCCAGGUAGCCACUCUCGUGACCCUGAUUUCCGGUACCGCUCGGGGAGCAGAGACAAGGACGCCAGGGGCGACCCUCGGGACCCUGCUUUCAGCAGAGAAGAUUAUGACCGAUACUACCGCAGCGGCAGUGGGGUAGAGGACUAUUACAGGAGAAAGGAUGAACCCUACAGGGACCCAUACUUGGAUCCCUGGAAUGGACGUCGUGAGUCUGGAGAAGAUCGCGCUCGGCCAGAAGAGCGCCGUCGGAAUGAACUGUAUCGACAAUACUACGAAGAACUCCAGCGGCGCUAUGACAUGGAUCGCCCUGUUGACUGCUCUGUGAUCGUUGUAAACAAGGCGCAGAAGGAGUAUGCAGAGACAGUUGGGCGAAAAGUCCGCGAUUUGGGAAUGGUUGUGGAUCUGAUCUUCCUGAACACGGAAGUGUCUCUCACCCAGGCUCUGGAGGAUGUAGGCAGAGCCAGAACUCCCUUCGCCAUCAUCAUCACUCAGCAGCAUCAGGUGCAUCGAUCUUGCACUGUCAACAUCCUGUUUGGUACACCUCAAGAACAUCGAAACAUGCCAAUGCAAGAUGCAAUGUUGCUGGUCGCCCACAACUAUGACACCUACAAAGUGGAGAACCGAGAAAAAGAACGGGAGGAAAUCGCGAGAAAGGCUGCCAAGAUGGCGGAUGAUGUGUUACUCCGGGAGCCUGAUAGAGAGAGCCAUCCCAUUUCAGUACUCACCAGCAUCACGCUGCUAGCGGAGAACAGGUUUUUAACCCCAGAGGAACUGGACAGCCUCAUUGCAUACAUGAAGGAUAAAAGAACUCGUCUUGUAAGAACCUCUGAAGAUCCUCUGGCAGCUCCUGCAGUGCAGCAUCGUGAUGUGGUGCCAUCGGCUGCGGGACUCACUCCAUCUACACUCAGCACCGCCCAGCCAAGUCACCUGUCGACCAGUUCCAGCGCCUCGACAAACCCGAGUCACCAGCAGGAGCUGCAGGCUAAAAUCCUCAGUCUGUUUAAUAGCGGCUCCAGCCCCAUAUCAGGAUCCACUGCCGUUUCCCAGAGCGCCCCUCAGUCACACUCCUACAGCUCACUCGGUCCCUCCCCCUCCCAAAAUCCAUCCCGUCUGCCAAUGCCAGGGAUGGCUUCAGGUGGAUCCCAGGGUUACGGCAUGUCACUGUCCCGCUUACCCCCUGCGUCUACCACUCAGAGACCCCCCGCUACCACUUCAGGUAUCAAUUUUGACAACCCAAGUGUCCAAAAAGCUCUGGACACACUCAUUCAGAGUGGGCCAUCUCUGAACAACCUGGUGGGCCCUGGGUCUGCUCCACCGAUGCCCCAGAGGUCAUCUUCCAGUAUGGGGCAGGGUCCCCCCCCAAUGUCCAUGUAUCCUCGCCAUUAUUGAGACAAAUGAGCAGUUAGAAGCAUUUACUGCAACUUUUUCUGUGAUAGGUUUGUUGUUAGAUGACCCUGCAGAUGUUUUGUAAACGUUUUAAUUUUCCUCAUUUUUGUGCAGUUGAAAUUUGGAAGGGUUGUUUAAAUUACAUAAUGGUUAGUCUUUUCAGUUUGCCUGAAAUCUUUUACAGAAUCUUUUAAUGUGUGUAAUGAACAACAGAGCUAUGGAGUAUGUUUUUCUUUGUGAUAGUGAUGGUUCUUUUCAGCCCUGAGUUUGUUUUAUAGUUUUCCAUUGUGCUGGUCAAUCUGUAGUUUUGUUUUUAUUGUCAAAACAACACGAUUAAAAACUGCAGACACACAUUCUGUAGUAAAAUGA
This is a messenger RNA of Xiphophorus hellerii (green swordtail), 2481 nucleotides long. It is a transcript of the gene ncoa5, whose product is annotated as nuclear receptor coactivator 5. Gene Ontology annotation, molecular function: RNA binding. Gene Ontology annotation, cellular component: nucleoplasm. NCBI's taxonomy places the organism in Eukaryota, Metazoa, Chordata, Actinopteri, Cyprinodontiformes, Poeciliidae. Gene Ontology annotation, biological process: regulation of signal transduction. The record is from RefSeq and is a predicted model, not a curated record.